CAUCCUUCCACAGCCUGGUUUGGUGGGAGACCCCUCACGAAAAAAAGUGUUUGGCAAGGAAAGAGUUAAGGAGUUUAUAGGGUCCAGAUCGAUGCCUCCUCUCCCACACGUCGCCAUGAACAAAUGAAUUCGCGGGGAAUUAAAUAUCAAUUUCACAAAGGAGAAAGAGUCCUCUGCUUUGAACCCGACCCUACCAAGGCUAAAGUGUUGUAUGACGCUAAGGUCCUUGAUGUCUUAAUAGGUACAGAUGAACAUGGAAGAAGAAUCCCAAAGUACCUGAUUCACUUCAAUGGUUGGAACAGAAGCUGGGAUCGUUGGGCUGCAGAAGAUCAUGUCCUAAGGGACAUUGAGGAAAACCGUAAAUUGCAACGUAAACUGGCUCGCAAAGCUCUAGGUCGCAUGAAGAGAAAGGGAUGGGCGAAGAGGCGUCGUCGUCAGUCUGGCACUAAAUCUUCUCUGAAGACUCUCCCUAAGGAGGACGACAGUGAUGACGCAUGUUUGAUUUCGUCUUCAGAGAGUAGUGACGGGGACGAUUCCGACCCUGAAUCUUCAAAUAGCGGGGACAGCACCUUCUCUGAGGACAUCAACAAAAUGAGGGUUGAACCAGACCUUAACAUUAAGAGGGAAUGUGAGGAGAAGAUUGUCCAUGUUGACAUCAGCAUCCCCGAUGUUCUGAAGAAGAAACUGGAGGAUGACUGUUUCUACAUCAACAAGAGGAAAAAGCUGGUGAUGGUUCCCUGUCAGACGAAUGUGGUGCACAUCCUCGAGUCCUACGUGAAACACUUUGCCAUCAACAAAGCAUUCAUGGCCAAUGAGAGGUACCGGCGGCAGCAGCAGAGCACGACACAGAGCAGCAGCCCACAGCCCGUCCCUCCAGAGAAGAGUGAGGAGCUGUGUAAGGAAAUGGUUGAUGGCCUGAGGAUCACGUUUGACUUCACCUUACCCAUGAUCCUCCUCUACCCCUGUGAACAAGCUCAAUUCAAGAAGGUCAGCUCCUCCAGGCUCUUUCUGGCCAUGAAUGAAAGCUCCCCCUGCUCCAGCAACACCCAACGAGAGCGCAGCCCGAGCCCGUUGGGACACAACCCCCCUACUCCUCAGUCCACAGACAGUCAGCCAGCACUGAGUGACAUCUCAGCCACCACACCCACCGCCCCAGCCCCCACCCCAAAGCGCAGACGCCACCCUGACAUGGACUGUAUCUCAUACCAGUCCCAGUCACUCAGACGCUCCACCAGGAACACGUCUGGAGGUGACCGGCCAGCUGAAGGAAGCAGUGGAGGUGGAGGCAGUGCCACAGCGUCCCCACAGCUCAAACGGCGUUUGGUCGAUACCUCAUCCCAGCCCAAGUUCUUCCUCAACCUCGACAGAAAAACCCCAGUGCACAGUGGCUCAUCUUCCCCAUUGCCCUUGACGCCAAGCAAAGAGCGAAGCGGGCCAUUCUAUGGCCUGGAGAGCCGGAGAAACAAUGAGCUUAAUGAGGUCCUCAGCUGGAAGCUGACUCCUGAUAACUACCCUCUGAAUGACCAGCCUCCUCCACCUUCCUACCUGUAUGGAUCACAGCACCUUUUGCGGCUUUUUGUGAAGCUUCCUGAGAUCCUGGGAAAGAUGCAGAUCCCUGAGAGGAAUCUCCGAGCCCUGGUCAAACAUUUGGAACUCUUUCUCAGGUUUCUGGCAGAGUUCCAUGAGGAUUUUUUUCCUGAGUCUGCAUAUGUGUCAGCAUCAGAGGCCCACUACAGCAUGAAACAACCAAGGCCUGUUUACUGAAGGAGACACUGGCCAUUGUGUUUCCUUCCCUUGUUGCCUUUACCCUGACCUAACCUUUCAGCUUGCCAAGACUGACCUGUCGGGGCUCAUGUUCAGAGGGAUAAUAGCAGCUUCCUCUGGAGUUAAGCUGUAUUGUGCUUUCCUGGGCAUCCCUUUCUUCUCCUCUGGCCUAACAUUAGUUUUCCUCCUGUUGCCUUGUGGAAUAAGUUGCUUCUACCAUGCCACUAACCCUCGCCUGCGCUCUAUUUGUGGUACUGUAGUGCAUGUGAAGCCACCCUGCGACGCUUUGCUUCAGUGUACUGCUCCACGGCAUGUCGAGUGCUGUGUGUUACCCCAUAUCAGAUCUUAUUCUCAGGAGGCAGCUAAUACUGAGCCUCCUUUCCAAGGCUUUCCUCAUUAUCAUCUGCUUUUUUGUUACCAGGCAUACACAUUUUAGGACCAGGCUGAUGCUGUAAAGUUCUCUAGCCUCUGGUCAAAUCACACAGAUGGAAGCAGACACGAUCACUGCUAUUUGGCAAAGCUCUUUUUCCUCCUGCUAACACUUUGCCGCUCUUCAUAGCCACAGUUUUGGAAUAUUGUAGUGUGUUCAUAAAAGGGACACAUAUUGAAAAGCCCUGUGUUCUUGUUCUGUCUUCCUGAUAAACUAAGUUUGGAUACUCUUUGGCGCAUUGUAUGCUGUUUUGCCUGUUUGGAAGCUUGGCCCCUCUUAAUGUAGGGCCUUCCUUGUAGUGCUUCCCUUGCAGUGUCGCCAGUGAUCCUCCUCUCGAGAUGAUUCCUCUAAAGCUACAGUAGGAUGUGCUUCUUCUGUCGUGGAGAGGCUUUGCUGCUUUUGCUGAGCAAUUCAAAUUUGUGGACUCUUAAAAACUUGAAUCGGGAAUGUUGUUUUUCCUCCUCUAGUAUUACACUUUUUUGGUGUGUAAUGAGAGAUUUUCUUAUUUCUUGCUUUGUCUUGCUUUGGAUGUUGUCCUGUGCAUGUCUGAUAAAUGUCUUAACUUUUUAUUUGACUUCGCUCUGCCUGUUCCUCCCACUGUUGCCCCCCUUCUAACAGGAAGGAUAAGUUGCAGCAGUGAAAGAUGAAAAAAACAAUAAGUGCCGUGUACAACAUAUCACAGUAAUGUGUAUGUUAAUAAAGAGAUAUCUUGUUCUAAAGCUAAUCUUGAUAUACACUUAAAGACUAGAGGCUGUUAGUAUUUGCAAUUAAAGAUUGCUUUGGACCAGCUCAGGAGUGAGCAUCACAAAGAUUAGACAAUCGCUGAAAUGUGUCAAAAACAAAAUUACAUUUAUGUGAUAUAGACCAUAACGACUAAUGCAGUUUGUUGAAAAAUGUACAAGAAAUAAUCAAACAAAUUCUAGAAGAUGAUUUGUAAAUGCAACAACAGUAGUAAUUCUGGUUACUCAUCAUGACCUUGUAAAAAUGUAAAUACAAAACACCUGUUGGAUCAGUAUGCUAUUUAUUUUUUUUCACACACCACUGGAUCACUUUGUUAAUGUGUUGUUUGUUAAACUGGUUAUAAAAUACUUGACAAGAUCCAAUAAUACACAGUUAGCUUGUGUCAGCUAUUUCUUGGACAAAUAUAUCUGUAAAUACAGUGUCACUUAUAGGUUUAAUACAGUGUUUCUAUGUUUCCAGUGUUGUGUACAGAGGUAUGGUUUGCAUAGCCUGUUAGACUUUUCUAUUGUUUUUCAUUUCAUCUUUUUUCUGUAAGGUAAGUUUCAUUUUAUCCUAAUCGUCUCCAUUGUCUAGAGACGAUAAUUAAAUAAAGAUUUUUUCUAAAA
Seriola aureovittata is the source of this 3540-nucleotide messenger RNA. Its product is annotated as male-specific lethal 3 homolog. Lineage: Eukaryota; Metazoa; Chordata; Actinopteri; Carangiformes; Carangidae. The transcript is spliced from 14 exons. Gene Ontology annotation, biological process: chromatin organization; regulation of DNA-templated transcription. The record is from RefSeq and is a predicted model, not a curated record. Gene Ontology annotation, cellular component: NuA4 histone acetyltransferase complex; nucleus; MSL complex. The coding region runs from base 124 to 1764 and encodes 546 amino acids.